ACCCCCUUCACACACACACAGGCACACCCCCCCCCCCACACACACACACACACACACACACACACACACACACACACACACACACACACACACACACACACACACACACACACACACACACACACACACACACACACACAAACGCACACACCAGUACAGGGACAAGGCAGAGGGUGGCUGGCUGAGUAUCAACUGGUGACUUUAUUUUCUAUUUCUCUGUAGGUCAGCUCUCUUAUGUCUUGAAGGGAUGGCUGAAGCGGCUGAAGAGGAAGAAAUUCAGUUUCUGCGCACGGACGACCAGGUAGUGUUGCAGUGCACCGCGUCCAUCCUAAAGGAGCAGAUCAAGUUGUGUUUGUCAUGCGAAGGCUUCGGAAACCGUCUCUGUUUCCUGGAGACCACCUCCAAUGCCCAGAAUGUUCCCCCAGACUUGGCCAUCUGCUGCUUCAUAUUGGAGCAGUCGCUGUCUGUACGGGCACUGCAGGAGAUGCUGUCCAACACUUCUCUGGAUGAGGCAGUUGAUUUGGACAAAUGGUCAUCACAGGGAGGGGGUCACCGAACCCUGCUGUAUGGACACGCCAUCCUGCUCAAACACACCCACUCAAGCAUGUACCUGUGCUGUUUGACCACCUCGCGUUCCCUGACCGACAAGCUGGCCUUUGAUGUGGGCCUGCAAGAGGACUCUACAGGGGAGGCGUGCUGGUGGACCAUCCACCCAGCCUCCAAGCAGAGGUCCGAGGGGGAGAAGGUCAGGGUGGGAGACGACCUCAUCCUGGUCAGUGUGUCCUCAGAGAGAUACCUGCACCUCUCCUACGCCAGUGGGGACUUGAUGGUGGACGCCUCCUUCAUGCAGACCCUGUGGACCAUGACGCCCGUCAUGUCCGGCUGUGAGCUGGCUGAAGGGUUCCUGACCGGAGGCUAUGUCCUCCGCCUGUUCCACGGACACAUGGACGAGUGUCUGGCCAUCCCCGCUGCCGACCAGGGAGACGACCAGCGCAGAGUGGCUCAUUACGAGGGCGGCGCCGUCUGCAGCCACGCCCGGUCACUAUGGCGACUAGAGCCGCUUCGCAUCGGGUGGAGCGGGGGUCACAUCAAAUGGGGCCAGUCCUUCCGUAUCCGCCACAUCACCACGGGCCGCUACCUCUGUCUGGACGAGGAGAAGGGCCUGCUGGUGGUCGACCCCGAGAAGGCCAACUCCAAGAUGUCCGCCUUCUGCUUCCGCAUCUCAAAGGAGAAGAUCGAGGUGGCUAAGAAGAGGGACGUGGAGGGCAUGGGCAUCCCGGAGAUCAAGUACGGGGAGUCCAUGUGCUUCGUCCAGCACCUCACCACUGGACUGUGGCUCACGUACGCCGCCGUGGACGCCAAGUCAGCCCGCCUCGGACCCCUGAAGAGAAAGGCCAUCCUCCACAAAGAGGGCCACAUGGACGACGCCCUGACCGUGGCUCGCUCCCAGACCGAGGAGUCACAGGCCGCCAGGAUGAUCUACAGCACCAACGGCCUCUUCAACCAGUUCAUCAAGGGUCUGGACGCUCUGAACGGGAAGAACAAGUCGGGCGGCGCGGGCUCGCUGCCCAUGGACACGGUGGUGCUCGCCCUGCAGGACCUCAUCUUCUACUUCCACCCCCCCGAGGAGGAGCUGGAGCACGAGGAGAAGCAGUCCAAGCUGCGCUCCCUGAAGAACAGACAGAACCUCUUCCAGGAGGAGGGAAUGAUCACUCUGGUUCUGGACUGUGUGGACCGCCUCAACGUCUACAACACGGCUGCACACUUUUCUGAGUUUGCUGGAGAGGAGGCUGCUGAGUCCUGGAAGGAGAUCGUUAAUCUACUGUAUGAACUGCUGGCUUCGUUGAUCAGAGGGAACCGCUCCAACUGUGCUCUUUUCUGUGACAACCUGGACUGGCUGGUCAGCAAGCUGGACCGCCUGGAGGCCUCUUCAGGAAUCCUGGAGGUGCUGUACUGCGUUCUGAUCGAGAGUCCAGAGGUUCUCAACAUCAUCCAAGAGAACCACAUCAAGUCAAUCAUCUCUCUGUUGGACAAACACGGUCGCAAUCACAAGGUGCUGGAUGUGCUGUGCUCUCUCUGUGUGUGUAACGGUGUGGCCGUGAGGUCCAAUCAGAAUCUAAUCACUGAGAAUCUGCUUCCCGGUCGCGACCUCCUCCUACAAACCAACAUCAUCAACUACGCCACAAGCAUGCGGCCAAACAUCUUCCUGGGGACGUGCGAGGGCUCCACCCAAUACAAGAAGUGGUAUUUCGAGGUGAUGGUGGACCACGUGGAGCCCUUCCUGACCGCCCAGCCGGUGCACCUGAGGGUGGGCUGGGCCCUGACGGAGGGCUACAGCCCCUACCCCGGGGGGGGAGAGGGCUGGGGAAGCAACGGCGUCGGGGACGACCUCUACUCCUACGGCUUCGACGGCCUCCACCUCUGGUCAGGCCGUGUCCCGCGGAACGUGGCCACGCCCGACCAGCACAUUCUGACCGCCGACGACGUAGUCAGCUGCUGUCUGGAUCUGAGCGUGCCCAGUAUCUCCUUCCGCAUCAACGGACACCCGGUGCAGGGAAUGUUCGAGGACUUCAACCUGGACGGACUCUUCUUCCCCGUGGUCAGCUUCUCGGCUGGUGUCAAGGUUCGCUUCCUGCUGGGCGGUCGCCACGGCGACUUCAAGUUCCUCCCGCCCCCGGGCUACGCCCCGUGCUACGAGGCGGUGUUGCCUAGAGACCGCCUGCGCAUCGAGCCCAUCAAAGAGUACAAGCAUGACUUCAACGGCGUCCGCAACCUCCUGGGGCCCACCCAGUCGCUGUCCCACACCGCCUUCACCCCCUGUCCCGUGGACACGGUGCAGAUUGUGUUGCCACCUCACCUGGAGCGCAUCCGAGAGAAGCUGGCAGAGAACAGCCACGAGCUGUGGGCGGUGACCCGCAUCGAGCAGGGGUGGACCUUCGCUGAGGUCCGCGAUGACAACAAGAAGCUGCACCCCUGUCUGGUGGACUUCCAGGGUCUCCCAGAACCCGAGAAGAACUACAACCUGGCCAUGUCUGGGGAGACACUCAAGACUCUGCUGGCGCUGGGCUGUCAUGUGGGCAUGGGCGACGAGAAGGCAGAAGAGAACCUGAAGAGGAUCAAACUACCCAAAACGUAUAUUCAGAGCAACGGGUACAAGCCCGUUCCUCUUGACCUGAACCACGUCAAGCUGACCCCCAACCAGAACACUCUGGUGGAGAGGCUGGCGGAGAACGGGCACAACGUGUGGGCCAGGGACCGUGUGCGGCAGGGCUGGACCUACAGCAUUGUACAGGACAUAUACAACAAGCGCAAUCCCCGGCUGGUCCCUUAUAACCUGCUGGAUGAGAAAACCAAGAAGACCAACCGGGACACCGUGUGUGCCGCCGUGCGCACGCUGAUCGGCUAUGGCUAUAACAUAGAGCCCCCGGACCAGGAGUGCAGUGGGCCCGGGUCUGGCGGUAACCGCGGCGAUAAGGUGAGGGUCUUCCGGGCGGAGAAGUCCUACGGGGUGACCCAGGGGAAGUGGUACUUUGAGUUUGAGGCGGUGACGGUCGGGGAGAUGAGGGUGGGCUGGGCCCGGCCCAGCGUCCGAGCCGACACCGAGCUGGGCGCAGACGAGCUGGCCUACGUCUUCAACGGCUUCAAGGCCCAGCGCUGGCACGUGGGCACCGAGCCGUUCGGGCGCCAGUGGCUGUCUGGUGACGUGGUGGGCUGCAUGAUCGACCUGACGGAGAUGAACAUCAUGUUCACCCUCAACGGGGAGAUGCUGAUCAGCGACUCGGGGUCCGAGAUGGCCUUCAAGGACAUAGAGAUAGGAGAGGGGUUCAUCCCGGUGUGCAGCCUGGGUCUGUCCCAGGUGGGCCGCAUCAACCUGGGCCAGAACGUCAGCAGCUUGCGCUACUUCACCAUCUGCGGCCUGCAGGAGGGCUUCGAACCCUUCGCCAUCAACAUGAAGCGGGACAUCACCAUGUGGUUCAGCAAGAGCCUGCCGCAGUUCAUCCCCGUGCCCACCGACCACCCCCACCUCGAGCUGUCCCGCGUGGACGGCACGGUGGAGAGCGCCCCCUGCCUGAAGCUGACCCACAAGACGUUUGGCUCCCAGAACGCGGCCACCGACCUGCUGUUCCUGCGCCUCAGCAUGCCCGUGGAGUUCCACCAGACCUACAAGGUGCGGGCCGGCACCACGCCCCUGACCCGCACGCUCACCAUCCCCGAGGACCAGGUGCUGGAGAUGGACCCCGACUCGGAGUACGAGCUGCUGAAGAAGUCGGCCACGCGGCGCGAGCAGGAGGAGGACAAGAAGGAGGCGUCGGUGCCCAAGGAGACGCCCGCGCUGAAGAACGGGGAGAACGAGAAGGACGCGUCCACCGAGAAGAGCCGCAAGAAAGGGUUCCUGUUCAAGGCCAAGAAGGCGGCGCUCAUCAACCCCCCCCCGGUGGUGCCCACCGUGCCCCGGCUGAUGGAGGACGUGGUGCCGGACGACCGGGACGACGUGGACAUCAUCCUCAACACCACCACGUACUACUACUCGGUGCGGGUGUUUGCGGGCCAGGAGGUCAGCGGUGUGUGGGUGGGCUGGAUCACCCCCGACUACCACCAACACGACGCCCACUUUGACCUCACCAAGGUCCGCAACGUGACCUUGACGGUCGGGGACGACAAGGGAAAUAUCCAUGACAGUAUAAAGCGCAGUAACUGCUACAUGGUGUGGGGAGGAGAGUUCAGCGGCUCCCAGCAGACCCGGGUCAGCCAGGAGGACUUCAUCAUCGGCUGCCUGAUCGACCUCGACACCGGCCUCAUGAACUUCACCGCAAACGGGAAGGAGAUCAACACCUUCUACCAGGUGGAGCCAAACACCAAACUCUUCCCAGCGGUCUUUGUCCUGCCAUCCAAUCAGAACGUGAUUCAAGUGGAGCUCGGCAAACUCAAGAACAUCAUGCCGAUCUCGGCGGCCAUGUUCCGCAGCGAGCGCAAGAACCCGGUCCCCCAGUGCCCGCCCCGCCUGGACGUCCAGAUGCUGACCCCCGUCAUCUGGAGCCGCAUGCCCAACCACUUCCUGGCCCCGGAGACGGGCCGCGUCAGCGAGAGGCUGGGCUGGAAGGUGGACUGCUCCGAGCCCCUCACCAUGAUGGCCCUGCACAUCCCCGAGGAGAACCGCUGCAUCGACAUCCUGGAGCUGUCGGAGCGCAUGGACCUCCUCAAGUUCCACUACCACACGCUGAAGCUGUACGACUCGGUGUGCGCGCUGGGCAACAACCGCGUGGCCCACGCGCUCUGCAGCCACGUGGACGAGUCGCAGCUCUUCUACGCCAUCGAGAACACCUACCUGCCGGGGCCGAUGCGCAGCGGCUUCUACGACCUGCUCAUCAGCAUGCACCUGGAGUCGGCCAAGAGGAACCGCCUGGGCACCAACAAGGAGUUCAUCGUGCCCAUGACGGACGCGACGCGCACCAUCACGCUGUACUCCGACCAGGACAAGUCCCACGCCCUGCCCGGGGUGGGCCUCAGCACCUGCCUGAGGCCCAAGCUGCACUUCUCGCCCACGGGCUUCGUGGGGACCAACCAGGACAUCUACACCCUGAGCCCCUUCAUCCCGCUGGAGGUGCUGAAGACCAAGGCGCUGAACAUGGUGACGGAGGCGGUGCAGGACGGGGGCCAGGCCAUGCGGGACCCCGUCGGGGGCAGCGUGGAGUUCCACUUCGUGCCCAUCCUCAAGCUGGUCAGCACCCUGCUGAUCAUGGGCGUGUUCGACGACAACGACGUCAAGCACAUCCUCAAGAUGAUCGAGCCCAGCGUGUUCAGCAGCGAGGAGCCACCGCCGCCCGCCGAGACCAAAGCUCCCACGGCGGAGAACCCCCCCAGGCUGGCCCUCAAAGCCCCGGCCAAGGAGAGAGGGGGGGAGGACGAGGAGGAGGAGGAGUACGCCACGGAGGAUGAGGAGUACGAAGAGGAAGACGAGGGAGUGGGGGAGGAGGACGAGUACGAAGGAGAGGACGAGAUGGACGAGGUGACGGAGCCCGCCGCCAAGGGGGCGAAGCAAGUGAACGGAGAGAAGGGGGCGGAGGAGACGGAGAAGGAGGGGAAGAACGGAGAGGCGGCCUGCGAGGCCAAGGAAGUGAAGGAACAAGGACUGUUCCAGAUGAAGCUCCCGGAGUCGGUUAAACUGCAGAUGUGCACUCUGCUGCAGUACUUCUGUGACUGCGAGCUGCGCCACAGGGUAGAGGCCAUCAUUGCGUUCUCGGACACGUUUGUCUCCGAGAUUCAGUCCAAUCAGAGGCAACGCUACAACGAGCUCAUGUUGGCCUUCACCAUGUCGGCCGCAGAGACUGCCCGCAAGACGCGGGAGUUCAGGUCCCCGCCACAGGAGCAGGUCAACAUGCUGAUGAACUUCAAGAACUUCACUGAGGACCAGGAUUCCCCUGUGCCAGAGGAAGUCAGAGACUCUCUGCUGGUGUUUCACAUGGACCUUCUGGCACACUGUGGCGUCCACAUCGAUGAGGAGCAGGAGGAGGAGGAGCUGGACUCCUCCGUCCGCGGCCGGCUGCUCCGCCUCCUGGAGAGGGUGCGGAAGUUCCGUGAGAAGAAGGUGGAGGCGGAGCCUGAAGUGGAGGAGGAGAAGAAACCUGGCACCCUGCAGGAGCUGGUGUCCCACACCAUGAUCCACUGGGCCCAGGAGUCCUUCAUCCAGAACCCUGAGCUGGUGCGCAUGAUGUUCAGCCUGCUCCACCGCCAGUACGACGGCCUGGGGGAGCUGAUCCGGGCCCUGCCCAAGGCCUACACCAUCAACAUGGUGUCCAUCCAGGACAUCAUGGACCUGCUGGAGUGCCUGGGUCAGAUCCGCUCGCUGCUCAUCGUGCAGAUGGGGCCCGAGGAGGAGAGGCUCAUGAUCCAGAGCAUCGGGAACAUUAUGAGCAAUAAGGUGUUCUACCAGCACCCUAACUUGAUGCGAGCCCUGGGCAUGCACGAGACCGUCAUGGAGGUCAUGGUCAACGUGCUGGGGGGCGGCGACUCAAAGGAGAUCAGGUUUCCCCGGAUGGUGACGAGCUGCUGUCGGUUCCUCUGCUACUUCUGUCGGAUCAGUCGGCAGAACCAGCGCUCCAUGUUCGACCACCUCAACUACCUUCUGCAGAACAGCGGCAUCGGCCUCGGAAUGCGCGGCUCUACCCCCCUGGAUGUGGCCGCCGCCUCCUGUAUUGACAACAAUGAGUUGGCGUUGGCCCUGCAAGAACAGGACCUUGAAAUGGUGGUCAAGUAUUUAGCAGGAUGUGGACUCCAGAGCUGCCCGAUGCUGCUGUCCAAGGGCUAUCCUGACAUCGGCUGGAACCCCUGUGGUGGAGAGAAGUACCUGGACUUCCUCCGCUUCGCCGUGUUUGUCAACGGGGAGAGCGUGGAGGAGAAUGCCAACGUGGUUGUACGGCUGCUGAUCCGUCGUCCUGAGUGCUUCGGGCCAGCCCUGAGAGGGGAGGGCGGCAACGGUCUGCUGGCCGCUAUAGAGGAGGCCAUUAAGAUAUCUGAAGACCCUGCCAGGGACGGACCUACCGUCAAGAAGGACCGACGCUUCCCCAUGUUUGGAGGAGAGGAGCAGCACGAGGAGAACAAGGUCCACCUGGGGAACGCCAUCAUGUCCUUCUACUCUGCCCUCAUUGACCUGCUGGGGCGCUGUGCUCCAGAGAUGCACUUGAUCCAGGCGGGGAAGGGAGAGGCGCUGAGGAUCAGGGCCAUCCUGAGGUCUCUGGUUCCCAUCGAGGACCUGGUGGGGGUCAUCAGCCUGUCUCUGCAGAUCCCCUCCUUUGGAAAAGACAACACCAUCAUCGAGCCCAAGAUGUCGGCCAGCUUCGUGCCGGACCACAAGGCCCCCAUGGUGCUGUUCCUGGACAGAGUGUACGGCAUCGAAAACCAGGACUUCCUGCUCCACGUGCUGGAGGUGGGCUUCCUGCCCGACAUGAGGGCGGCUGCCUCCCUGGACACGGCGGCGUUCUGCACCACCGAGAUGUCCCUGGCUCUGAACCGCUACCUGUGCUCGGCCGUGCUGCCGCUCAUCACCAAGUGUGCGCCUCUGUUCGCCGGCAGCGACCACCGGGCCAUCAUGAUCGACUCCAUGCUGCACACCAUCUACCGGCUGUCCCGCGGCCGGGCCUUCACCAAGGCCCAGAGGGACAUCAUCGAGGAGUGCCUCAUGGCCCUCUGCAAACAUCUUCGUCCCUCUAUGCUCCAGCAUCUGCUCAGACGGCUGGUAUUCGACGUUCCAAUACUCAACGAGUACGCCAAAAUGCCACUGAAGCUCUUGACCAAUCACUAUGAGCGUUGCUGGAAGUACUACUGCCUACCAAACGGCUGGGGCAACUUUGGCGUCGCUUCAGAGGAGGAACUGCAUCUGACCCGCAAGCUGUUCUGGGGGAUCUUUGAGUCCCUUGCACACAAAAAGUUUGAUGCUGAGAUCUUUAAGAUCUCCAUGCCGUGUAUCUGCGCCAUCGCCGGGGCCAUCCCCCCGGACUACGUGGACGCCACCUACUCCUCCAAGACGGAGAAGAAGGCCUCCGUGGACGCAGAGGGGAACUUCGACCCCAAACCAGUGGAGACCACCAACACUAUCAUUCCCGAGAGAUUGGAUUUUUUCAUUAACAAAUACGCUGAACACACCCAUGAUAAAUGGGCUUCUGAGAAGAUCCAGAACAACUGGUCGUACGGGGAGGUACUGGAUGAGAAUGCAAAGACACAUCCCAUGCUGAGACCCUACAAGACCUUCUCAGAGAAGGACAAAGAGAUCUACCGCUGGCCAAUCAAAGAGUCCAUCAAAGCCAUGCUGGCGUGGGAGUGGACCAUCGACAAGGCCCGGGAGGAGGAGGAGACGGAGAAGAAGAAGACGGCCUCUAGAAAGAUCUCCCAGACCGCCCAGGCGACGUACGACCCAAGCCACGGCUACAGCCCUCAGCCAAUUGAGAUCUCACACAUGGCUCUGUCCAGGGAUCUGCAGUCGAUGGCAGAACAGCUGGCAGAGAACUACCACAACACGUGGGGACGCAAGAAAAAGAUGGAGCUAACGUCCAAAGGAGGCGGGACUCAUCCUCUGCUGGUGCCCUAUGACACACUGACGGCCAAGGAGAAGGCCAGAGACCGAGAGAAGGCCCACGAGCUGCUCAAGUUCCUUCAGCUCAACGGCUACGCCGUCACCAGGGGUCUGAAGGACAUGGAGUCGGACAUCUCGUCCAUAGAGAAGAGGUUUGCGUAUGGCUUCCUGCAGAAGCUGCUCAAGUGGAUGGAGAUCGCACAGGAGUUCAUCGCUCAUCUGGAGGCUGUGGUAAGCAGUGGGCGUGUGGAGAAGUCCCCACAUGAACAGGAAAUCAAGUUCUUUGCCAAGAUCCUGUUGCCUCUGAUCAACCAGUACUUCAAGAACCACUGUCUCUACUUCCUGUCUACACCCGCCAAAGUUCUGGGCAGCGGUGGACACUCCUCCAAUAAGGAGAAGGAGAUGAUAGCCAGUAUAUUCUGUAAAAUGGCUGCUCUGGUGAGACAUAGAGUGUCUCUCUUCGGAACUGACGCGCCGGCCAUUGUGAACUGUCUCCACAUCCUGGCACGUUCACUGGACGCAAGGACUGUGAUGAAGUCGGGGCCUGAGAUUGUAAAGGCGGGGUUGCGUUCCUUCUUCGAGGGCGCUGCGGAUGAUAUUGAAAAAAUGGUGGAAAACCUAAAACUGGGAAAAGUAUCAAAGGGCAACCAGCAAGUGAAGGGCGUGUCCCAGAACAUCAACUACACCACCAUCGCCCUGCUCCCCGUGCUGACCUCCCUGUUCGACCACAUCGCUCAGCACCAGUUCGGAGACGACGUCAUGUUGGAUGAUCUGCAGAUGUCCUGCUACCGCAUCAUGUGCUCUAUCUACUCCCUGGGCACCGUCAAGAACCCACACGUCGAGAGGCAGAGGCCCGCCCUGGGGGAGUGUCUGGCCCACCUGGCGGCGGCCAUGCCGGUGGCCUACAUGGAGCCCAACCUCAACGAGUACAACGCCUUCUCCGUCUACACCACCAAGACGCCGCGGGAGAGGGCCAUCCUGGGUCUCCCCAGUGAGGUCCAUGAGCUGUGUCCGGACAUCCCCCAGCUGGACUUCCUGCUGAAAGACAUCGGGGAGCUGGCGGAGUCGGGGGCCCGCUACACGGAGAUGCCCCACGUGAUCGAGAUCACCCUGCCCAUGCUGUGCAACUACCUGCCCCGCUGGUGGGAGAGGGGGCUGGAGAACUUCCCCGAGCAGGAGAACCAGCUGUGCACGGAGGUCACCUCGGAGCACCUCAACCAGCUGCUGGGCAGCAUCAUGAAGAUCGUGGUCAACAACCUGGGCAUCGACGAGGCCUCCUGGAUGAAGAGGCUGGCGGUGUUCUCCCAGCCCAUCGUGAGCAGGGCCAAGCCCGAGAUGCUCAAGUCCCACUUCAUCCCCACCAUGGAGAAGCUGAAGAAGCGCACGGGCAAGGUGGUGGCGGAGGAGGAGCACCUCCGCAUGGAGGGGCGGUCGGAGGGCGACGAGGAGGACGGCACCAUCCGGGACGAGUUCGCCGUGCUCUGCAGGGACCUGUACGCCCUGUACCCGCUGCUCAUCCGCUACGUGGACAACAACAGGGCCCGCUGGUUGACCUGUCCCGACCCCGACGCAGAGGAGCUGUUCAGGAUGGUUGGAGAGGUCUUCAUAUUCUGGUCCAAGUCUCACAACUUCAAGCGAGAGGAGCAGAACUUUGUGGUGAUGAACGAGAUCAACAACAUGUCGUUCCUCACCGCCGACAGCAAGAGCAAGAUGAGCAAGGGCGGAGACUCAGAGGGAGGGGGAUCGGACGCGGAGCGUACCAAGAAGAAGAAGCGGGGGGACCGCUACUCGGUGCAGACGUCUCUGAUCGUGGCGGCGCUGAAGAAGAUGCUGCCCAUCGGCCUGAACAUGUGCUCCCCGGCCGACCAGGAGCUCAUCAACAUGGCCAAGAUACGAUACUCUCUGAGAGACACGGAUGAGGAGGUCCGAGAGUUUCUGCUCAACAACCUGCACUUCCAGGGGAAGGUGGACAACCCGUCCAUGCGCUGGCAGAUGACGCUGUACAAGGAGAUGGCCGGGAAGGCGGAGGACGCUGACGCCCCCGACAAGGUGGUGAAGAGGGUGCAGGAGGUCUCUGCUGUCCUCUACCAUCUGGAGCUGACGGAGCACCCGCUAAAGUCCAAGAACAUGGUGUGGCACAAGCUGCUGUCCAAGCAGCGGCGCCGGGCUGUGGUGGCCUGCUUCAGGAUGACCCCCCUGUACAACCUCCCAAGGCACAGAGCUUCCAACAUGUUCCUGGAAGGCUACAAGAGGAACUGGAUCCAUACGGAGGGAUACUCCUUUGAAGACCGCAUGAUUGAUGAUCUUUCUAAAGCCAUGGAGCAGGAGGAAGGAGAAGAGGAAGAGGAGAAAGAGGCCAAGCCGGAUCCGCUUCAUCAGCUCAUUCUGCAUUUUAGUCGAACCGCUCUGACAGAAAAGAGUAAACUUGAUACAGAUCACCUCUAUAUGGCAUAUGCCGAUAUCAUGGCAAAGAGCUGCCACCUAGAGGAGGAGGACGAGGAGGAGGAGGAGGAGGAGGAUGUGGGGCAGGAUGAGAUGUCCUUUGAGGUGCGACAGUCAGAGCUGGAAAAGGAAAUGGAGAAGCAGAGACUGCUGUACCAACAGUCUCGCCUCCACAACCGCGGCGCUGCCGAGAUGGUCCUGCAGAUGAUCAGUGCCUGCAAAGGUGAAACGGGCCCUAUGGUGUCCUCGACCCUAAAGCUGGGCAUCUCAAUCCUCAACGGAGGCAACUGUGAGGUCCAGCAGAAAAUGCUGGAGUAUUUGAGGGAUAAAAAGGAUGUAGGAUUCUUCCUGAGCGUCCAGGCACUGAUGCAAACGUGCAGUGUCCUGGAUCUGAACGCCUUUGAGAGGCAGAACAAGGCAGAGGGUCUUGGCAUGGUCUCAGAGGAAGGAACGAGUGAGAAAGUCAUGGCGGACGAUGAGUUCACAUGUGAUCUCUUCCGCUUCCUGCAGCUGCUGUGUGAAGGACACAAUAACGGUGAGAAUGAAAGGAUUAGAAGAAGACAAGUACCACCUGAAUCUGAAAGAGUAAAACACAGUUUUGAUUUUGCGCAACUGAAUCUCUACUCGGCUGCAGAUUUCCAGAACUACUUGCGUACGCAGACAGGAAGCACCACCACCAUCAACGUCAUCAUCUGCACCGUGGAUUAUCUGCUGCGCUUACAGGAGUCCAUCAGCGACUUCUAUUGGUACUACUCUGGCAAGGAGAUCAUCGAUGAGCCGGGCAAGAAGAACUUCUCCAAAGCCAUGAUAGUGGCCAAGCAGAUCUUCAACAGUCUCACUGAGUACAUCCAGGGUCCGUGCACGGGGAACCAGCAGUCCCUGGCCCACAGCCGGCUCUGGGACGCCGUGGUGGGCUUCCUGCACGUCUUUGCCCACAUGAUGAUGAAGUUGGCGCAGGACUCCAGUCAGAUCGGCUUACUGAAGGAGCUCCUGGAUCUUCAGAAAGAUAUGGUCGUCAUGCUGCUUUCCUUGUUAGAAGGAAACAUCGUGAAUGGCAUGAUUGCCCGCCAGAUGGUGGACAUGCUGGUGGAGUCCUCCAGCAACGUGGAGAUCAUCCUCAAGUUCUUCGACAUGUUCCUGAAGCUGAAGGACAUCGUGGCAUCGGACGCCUUCCGUGACUACGUCACCGACCCGCGCGGCCUCAUCUCCAAGAAGGACUUCCAGAAGUCCAUGGACAGCCAGAAGCAGUACGCGCCCUCCGAGAUCCAGUUCCUGCUGUCCUGCUCGGAAGCCGACGAGAACGACAUGAUCAACUACGACGAGUUCGCCAACCGCUUCCAGGAGCCCGCCAAGGACAUCGGCUUCAACAUCGCCGUGCUGCUCACCAACCUGUCGGAGCACGUGCCGCACGACGCGCGGCUCAAGAACUUCCUGGCGCAGGCCGAGAGCGUCCUCAACUACUUCCGGCCCUUCCUGGGCCGCAUCGAGAUCAUGGGCGCCAGCCGCAAGAUCGAGCGCAUCUACUUUGAGAUCAGCGAGGUGAACCGCAAGCAGUGGGAGAUGCCGCAGGUCCGGGAGUCCAAGCGGCAGUUCAUCUUCGACGUGGUGAACGAGGGCGGUGAGUCGGAGAAGAUGGAGAUGUUUGUGAACUUCUGCGAGGACACCAUCUUUGAGAUGAACAUCGCCUCGCAGAUCUCGGAGCAGGAGGAGGAGGAGAAGGGGGAGGACGACGACGACGAGGUCCCCGAGGGGGCCGGGGACGGGGCGGCGGCGGCGGCCGGGGAAGGGGGCGGCGGAGGGGGCGACGAGGAGCUCACCGGAGAGGAGGCGCCGCCCGAGUCGAGCUCGGCCUUCGGCGACUUCAUCAACAGCGUGCUGGGCUUCCUGGCCAUCUUCACCUUCCGCAACCUGCGGCGGCAGUACCGCCGCGUGCGGAGGAUGACGGUGAAGGAGAUCGUGGUGGCCCUGACCGUGUUCUUCUGGACCGUCCUGGUCAGCAUCCUGCACUUCAUCUACAGCGUGUGCAAGGGCUUCUUCAUGCUCAUCUGGCACGCGCUGUUCGGCGGCGGCCUGGUGGAGGGCGCCAAGAACAUCACCGUGACGGAGAUCCUGGCCAGCAUGCCGGACCCCACCCAGGACGACGUGCACGCCGACCUGCCCGGGGAGCCGGGGGGCGGGGAGGUGCAGGACGCGGGCGGGCUGACGGACACGGGGGACGCGGGCACCGGGGACGAGGAGGAGGACGACUCGGGGGACAUGGAGGGGGGCAGGGUGGCGGGCGCGGACGCCCCGGGCGGGCUGGGCGACAUGGGGCUGGAGGCGGCCGUGGAUCCGCCCACACCGGAGGGGACCCCCAUCACCAGGAGGAAGAAGGCCCCAGCGGAGGCUGACGCCGGGCCGGUUCUCCCCGAGCCCCCAGCACCCGUCCCGGAGCCCGAGAAAGCAGAUGUUGAAAAUGGAGAGAAGGCAGAACCCAAAGAGGAGGAGAAACGCCCGCGACCGAAGAAGGCGGUGGCCAAGAAGGAGAAGCCCAGGAGAGAGGGCGGCUUCCAGAUCUGGACGGAGCUGGACAACCAGAGGAACAAGUUCAUGAAUUACCUCUCCAGGAACUUCUACAACCUCCGCUUCCUAGCUCUGUUCCUGGCCUUCGCGCUGAACUUCAUUCUGCUGUUCUACAAAGUGUCCGACGGCCCUCUCGGCGCCGAGGACGAGAUGGAAGCCUCCGGAAUGUUCGAGGGCAGCGCCAUGUUGGAGGGUUCCGGGCUGUUUGAAGGUUCCGGGGAGGAGGCGGAGGGGUCCGGGAUGGGCGAAGGAGCGGAGGAGGAGGAGGAGGAGGAGGAGCCGGGGCCGGUGUACUUCUUCCUGGAGGAGAGCACCGGGUACAUGCAGCCCACCAUGUCCUUCCUGUCCGUGCUGCACACCGUCAUCUCCUUCAUCUGCAUCAUCGGCUACAACUGCCUCAAGAUCCCCCUGGUGAUCUUCAAGAGGGAGAAGGAGCUGGCCAGGAAGCUGGAGUUUGACGGAAUGUACAUCACAGAGCAGCCGGAGGACGACGACAUCAAGGGCCAGUGGGACCGCCUGGUCCUCAACACGCCCUCUUUUCCAAACAACUACUGGGACAAGUUUGUCAAGAGAAAGGUCCUGGAUAAGUACGGGGACAUCUACGGCCGGGAGCGCAUCGCCGAGCUGCUGGGGGUGGACCUGGCCUCGCUGGACGUCAGCAAGGAGCACGAGAAGAGGACUGAGGAGCCCGACAACUCCAUGUUCACCUGGGCUACCCAGUCCGACCUCAAGUACCAGAUCUGGAAGUUUGGGGUUAUUUUUACCGAUGGUACCUUCCUGUACCUGUGCUGGUACCUCAUCAUGUCCCUGCUGGGACACUACAACAACUUCUUCUUCGCCUGCCACCUGCUGGACAUCGCCAUGGGCGUCAAGACACUGCGCACCAUCCUCUCCUCCGUCACCCACAACGGCAAACAGCUCAUGAUGACGGUGGGUCUCCUGGCCGUGGUGGUCUACCUCUACACCGUGGUGGCCUUCAACUUCUUCAGGAAGUUCUACAACAAAGGGGAGGAAGGGGAGGAGCCCAACAUGAAGUGUGACGACAUGAUGACCUGCUACCUGUUCCACAUGUACGUGGGCGUGCGAGCGGGCGGUGGUAUCGGGGAUGAGAUCGAGGACCCCGCGGGCGACGACUACGAGAUUUACCGGGUGGUCUUCGACAUCACCUUCUUCUUCUUCGUCAUCGUCAUCCUGCUCGCCAUCAUCCAAGGUCUGAUCAUCGACGCGUUUGGAGAACUCAGGGAUCAACAAGAGCAGGUUAAAGAAGACAUGGAGACCAAGUGCUUCAUCUGCGGCAUCGGCAGCGACUACUUCGACACGACGCCGCACGGCUUCGAGACGCACACCUUUGACGAGCACAACCUGGCCAACUACAUGUUCUUCCUCAUGUACCUCAUCAACAAAGACGAGACGGAGCACACUGGCCAGGAGUCGUAUGUGUGGAAGAUGUACCAGGAGCGAAGCUGGGACUUCUACCCUGCUGGGGACUGCUUCAGGAAGCAGUAUGAGGACCUGCUUUCCUAGUGACCCCCACAACCACCAGAUCCCUUUACCAACCGCUGCCUCAGCAGGAAGACGCCGCUGCUGAGCGGGAACGAUAUGAUCAAGAUUCAUACGCAACUACUAGUAGUUGUACAGAAGGGUGUGUAGUUAUACACAGCUACCUGUUGUUACAUAUAUACCAGUACCUGUUAUAGCGGUUGUGCAGAUGACCGCGUGGUGAUGUAUUGGCUGGCAAAACACUGGUUAUCAACAAAGCACCUCGACCGAUCUCCACUAGCAGCCGACUGUAUCCGUGCUUCGCAUCGUGAUGCGCUUACAAAAGACGGUUAAAAAAACAAUUUCUGGGAAUGGUAAACUGCUACCGUUUGCUCACAAUCUUUGCUGUCCAGUGGGUAAAUUAAAUCGUUACGAUCACUUGACCUGCGAGACCUCUCCUUACAAACACUGCUUGUUCUGGGUGUCAUGAUACUCAGCCUCCCCCCAGUUGGAAGCUGCGUCGUUCAAGUAUGUUUUAUAAAGAAUACUAUGGCUGUGUUAUAAAGUUUUAAAUCUUUGUACAAUCUUUAAAGGGGGAAAUCUCCUAAAUGAGUAGCAACAUGAUGUUAGUGUAGCUCAGUUACAGUACCAUGUUCGCUUCUUGUUCUCCAAUGCAACAAACAUUUCUAUUGUCAAUCCAAAACACAUGCAGUAAUCAUGUUGUAAUUGUAAUUUUCCUUCUACCAAGUGAUCCAGCUGUAGGAGUCAAAUGUUUGAUUUUAAUUUAUUUUAUUUUAUUUAGUCUGUGUUCAUUGCUAUUUAUUGUGAAGGCAUAAAAUAUAUCGUUGUCUUGAUUAAAAUGUGAUUAAAGUUAAAUAAAUCAAAAUUGGAUCAAAGUGCCUCCAUCCCUUUAAUAGUGACGCACGGUAUGCUUCUGUUUAUUUCAAAACAUUUCUUUGGCUGAAAGAAUUUCAAGAAAGGAUUGAAUCGUUCUGUCCAAACAUGUGCGUGCGUGCAUGCAUGUGUGUGCAUGUGUGUGUGUUUCUGUGUGCAUGUGAUGAAGAGUAAGACAUCACAACAUAAGAGAUAUUUUCUUUGUAUACCACAUAAUGCUAUAUUGUAAACUGGGUGAAGCCAGAUUUCAAGGAUAACCUCCUGUGUUAUGAUGCGUUUAACCUGAGAGCCGUUUUACAUAACCUUGACCACCAAUAAAUAUGUUUUCUUUGAAUAGAUGAUCUUAUAAUUUGUUACGGUGAUUAUAAACAUUAGUAUUGCACUGUUUGGAAAAAAGUAAUGGUGUGCCAUUAUUUCUAUCAAAUAUGUAGGCCUACAGUAAAUAUUGUGCUGAAAUAUGUUUUAAAUGAAAACACAGUUGCAGCUGAAUUACUGAACUAUUUUCAUUCUUGUAUUUAUGGUUAAUUUGUGUGUUUCUAAGUUUAGACUGAAAUGUAAGUAGUUGUGGAAUAAAUGUGUUAGUUAAUGCUUUUAA
Messenger RNA from Gadus macrocephalus (Pacific cod), 17039 nucleotides. RefSeq names its product ryanodine receptor 1-like. Lineage: Eukaryota; Metazoa; Chordata; Actinopteri; Gadiformes; Gadidae. The coding region runs from base 248 to 15595 and encodes 5115 amino acids. Gene Ontology annotation, molecular function: protein binding; ryanodine-sensitive calcium-release channel activity. The transcript has 105 exons. Gene Ontology annotation, biological process: intracellular calcium ion homeostasis; calcium ion transmembrane transport. Gene Ontology annotation, cellular component: smooth endoplasmic reticulum; sarcolemma; Z disc. The record is from RefSeq and is a predicted model, not a curated record.